ACCAGUCUUCAUCUAAUGUGCCAAAUUUGGAGACAGAACUAUAAUAAUCUCGUGAUAGUUUUAUUUAUUUAUACUUGAAGUAUUCGCCAAUAGCUUUAAUUUUAAGGACAAGAAAAACAUAAACUUUUUCAUGUUCUGUGAUAAUCUAGGACAGUGAACAAAUAACAAAUCAGACGUGUGUACCAAUUAUCAAACUAUCAAAUAAACCAGUGUUUCGUUAAAACUCAAAACAUAACCUCAAAAAACCAGUAUCGAAUAACACGGAAAUUGCAAUUAACAUCAGAAAGUGUUUGAAAAAAGUUCAAACGGAACAGAAGAAAACUACGUUACGAUAAUAAAAAACCGAUCCGAAAUGUCUGCGAGUGAGAAUAACAUUCCCUAUGUAUUAACCGGGGGUAUAUUUUACAUGUUCGGUCUAAAGUGGUGCUACGAGUACGCGAAAUUCUGGGUUAAUCCAAAGCGUAGAAGCGAGGAAAAAACAGGCAAAUUUGAAAGAUUGAAAAUAAGUUGCGAGAAUUUGUUGACGAGUCAUCCGAUCGAAGGAAGCCUCAAGUUGAUAGCGACGGCGAUAGGCCUCGCAGGUACAAUGACAGGUGGUUUGGCGGAUGAUCGAAUAGUAUCGCCAAAAGUCGUGCACGCAACAAUUUAUUUGUUCUUCGCUUUCUCUGGCUUGGUGGACAUUCUUAAUUUUUAUUUUCCUCGCAAUGUCACCAGUGGAUUGACUAAUCUUGCCCUAGCGCAAAGUUUCUUCGUCGAAGGUUUUCUCUUUGUGUGGGCCAGUGUGGAUGGUAGUGCUUCCGUUAAUAUUAUUCUUGCGGCUGUUGUUUGGACCACCGCACUUGCCGUGGCUUUGGAACUUGUCUGGCCGGAACUGAAACUGCUCAGAGGAUGUACAACUUUAAUCCAAGGAGGAUGGAUUGCACUCAUGAUGCAAAUGUACCAAAAUCGCACUGGACACGUGGAAAGGAUCGCUCUGGCUUUUUCCUGGCAUGUUGCAGCUGCUUUUGCGGUCACCCUCUGUGUCGUUGCUAUAACACGCAGCUGUAUGCCUCGUCUGAUUGUUGAAGAACCACCAGAAAUCCCCAUUUACGAUUACUGCCAUGAACCUAAUCAGGAGAUUUAAUCAACAGAAAAUUUUUGAUAAUCUCUCGGUGCAACGAAUCAAAGCCUUAGGCAAUAGCGUCUGUAGUCAAUCUGUUAGAAUAUAAACAUAGAAAAAGCUCUGUAAUCUCAAAAUGAUCAAUGCCCAAUUGUUAUUGAAACAUUUUACUUUGAUAUGACUGAAGGAUCAAAAUUUAAAAAAAACAUAUUUCUCAAAUGUGAGUCAUAAAAACAAUCAAAGUUUUUUGUAUAUUCAGCAUGGGAAGAAUACGAUCAUUAUCACUUUUCCAUACAUUUAUUGACAUGCAAAAAACGUUAAUACCCUAAAGUCUGAUGCUUACUCUCUAUAAACUUCUCUAUAGAAACAGAAGAGCCAUUUCGUUUUAUUGUGAUAUUACAAAGUAGAUUAUAUUUUUUUUCUUUCGUAUUUGUACGAAUUAGAUUAUAGCUCUAGCAGAUAACUUUUUAGUAUUUUUUAAUAACGUGCCUUUUGUGUUAUUCCAUUUCGUUGAAAAACAAUUUUUCGUGUUAUCUUUUAUGCUCUUUUUUUUCUCAUCUUUCAACGGUUAUUAUAUUAAAUUUUUCAGACGUUUUUCAUCCUAUCGAUUCUGGAUUAUUUAAGAUCGAGCAAAUUGUGAUGAAUAGAUUUUUUUCAGCGAUUUAAAUUUCAAUAUACAAAGUUAGUCAAUAGGCAGUUGAGAAGUGGCAGUCGAGCCAAAACCAGGGUGAAAAAAGCCUUCGUUUAGUGCCCCUCCUAUGAUAAAAGAUCAGAGUACAGCAGAGUUCUUUAACAUUUGUAUUUCAAAAUGAUUUAAAAAUAAUACUGAUAUUUGGAAUAGUUUUUCAAAUUAUUGAAUCAUGUAUGCUUUAUAUAUGGUUUACAAUUUUUCAUUCACGUGGACAAAUUGAUUAAGCAAAUAUAUUUUACCAAAAAAUGUGGAAAGACUUCAAAUUUCAGAAUUUCAAAAGACCUCUGCUGACUUGCAAACUUUUGUAAGAAGUUAUACAAUAAUAAAGCAAUAAUAGUCAAUAGAAAAUAAAAAGUGAAAACAAAGAAAGUUUGAUAAGCAUACUUUAUCGUAUAUGAUAUGCCAAAAUAUCUCUGGAUAAAAACACUGUAUUUCUCUAUCUUUAUACCGAAUGAUGUGGAAAAAACAUCUGUUAUACGAAUUUAUUUCGUGCCUCGUUAUUAUAAUAAUCAAAACUUUUUGUAAACAUUUUGAUACCCAAUUUGUAUCGUAUAUUUAUUAAAAUAGAAUCACUACGA
Molecule: messenger RNA, 2368 nt
Organism: Venturia canescens
Lineage: Eukaryota; Metazoa; Arthropoda; Insecta; Hymenoptera; Ichneumonidae
Product: transmembrane protein 45B-like
Exons: 1
Coding region: 353-1123 (256 amino acids)
Source: RefSeq, a predicted model, not a curated record